Molecule: messenger RNA, 570 nt
Organism: Arachis duranensis
Lineage: Eukaryota; Viridiplantae; Streptophyta; Magnoliopsida; Fabales; Fabaceae
Exons: 1
Coding region: 1-570 (189 amino acids)
Source: RefSeq, a predicted model, not a curated record
AUGGCGGAAGGUAGGAGGCAGAGAAAUGGGCCGAGGCCAUUCAAAAGCCUUGAUUCGUGGUUUACACAUGAAGAUUUUCUGAGAAUGAUUAAGGAGGAAUGGAGAGGCCUAGGUGAGGCACAAUUUACAAAUAAACUGAAGGCUAUGACAGGUCCUCUGGGAAGAUGGCAUAAAGAUAAAUUUGGGAACAUGGACAGAAAAAUCAUGAAAUUUGAGGAAGAGAUCAAGAAGAUUGACGACGCGGUGGGUGACGGUGUUCAUGAUGGAACAGUGGAGGCAAGAAGAAAGGCACUUGUGACUUGUUGUGAGAAAUGGUAUGUAAGGAAGGAGUUACAUUGGAAGCAGAUGUCGCGUUCUAGACAUGUGAAGGACAUUGAUAAGAACACGAGGUACUUCCACAACUUGGCCUCUGCGAGAAGGAGAAAGAAUAGGAUUGAUGUGCUACUCAUAAAUGGAAGGUUGAUAAGGAAUCAAACGAGGAUCAAGAUCGAGAUUAGAGACUUUUACAAGAAGUUGUAUCAUCAUGAAGAGUCUCCUUUGAUAGGUUUCAGGGACGGUUGGUGGAAAUGA